Molecule: messenger RNA, 4848 nt
Organism: Oryzias melastigma (Indian medaka)
Lineage: Eukaryota; Metazoa; Chordata; Actinopteri; Beloniformes; Adrianichthyidae
Gene: pigo
Product: phosphatidylinositol glycan anchor biosynthesis, class O
Exons: 10
Coding region: 520-3792 (1090 amino acids)
Biological process (GO): GPI anchor biosynthetic process
Cellular component (GO): endoplasmic reticulum membrane
Molecular function (GO): mannose-ethanolamine phosphotransferase activity
Source: RefSeq, a predicted model, not a curated record
GAGAGGAAUUGCAACCUGCAAGUCAAGACUCCGGGCAAAUUAAACUCCCUCCAGUUGUGUGUUACAAAAAAAGGGCUCCGCCUGGGUGCUGUCACGUUGGCGUUCCGAUAUGUCACCAGCCGUAAUAUCUCAUGGAAGGUGUCCGAAAGAAAGUGAACGCGCCGCCUUGUUCACUGUUUACUCGAUACACAUUACCCGGUGUUGUUAAAUCACACAUGCGCGCCCGACUUCCGACUGAGAAGGACACAAAAGUCGGCUGCUACAAGGUCAGAUAUCAAAGCGAGGUGAAUUAGCCACGGCGUUAACUUACCAAGGUUUACUGUUAGCUAGUUUAAAACUGAAUUAAUGUUAGCUAGUUUUGUAGCGUAACAUUGUGUUAGCUUGUAAACGCGAGUCGCAAAGUUUGAACAAAGUGACUCUCGUUAGUGUUAGCACCUCCAUGGCAGGUGUCGGUCCUAGACAGGUGCUCCGUUGAGUUCGUUCCGUUUCUCUGGACUCCCGUCUACCCGUUCGGCUAGGAUGAAGGGACUCCCCGUGCUGUGUUUGCUGCUCUGGAUGAGUGCCGUGUAUUUGGUGGGCAUCUACCUCUUUGUGGGGGGCUUCCUGCUGGUAAGGCUGGAGGUGAACAGGACCAGCACAUGCGGCGACCUGCUGGAGCCCGCCGGGGACUCGGCGGAUUUCUGCCGCGGUCAGCCGCGAUUCAAAAGGGCUGUUGUCCUGAUAAUCGACGCCCUGAAGAUCGACUUUGCCCGCUUUGACCCCAGCAAAACGGCGCCACGACCGUACGAGAACAAGCUCCCUGUGGUGGAGGAGGUGGUGUCCUCCAGGCCCUCGCAGAGUCGGCUGUACCCCUUCAGAGCUGACCCGCCAACGACCACCAUGCAGAGGAUCAAGGGCUUCACCACCGGAUCCCUGCCGACCUUCGUGGAUGUGGGCAAUAACUUUGCAUCAAGUGCCAUCUUGGAGGACAAUCUCAUCCAUCAACUUGGACAAACAGGCAGACAUGUUGUCUUUAUGGGGGAUGACACCUGGGAGAGUCUUUUCCCCAAGAAGUUCCAUCGCUCCCUGCCUUUCCCGUCUUUCAAUGUGAAGGAUUUGCACACUGUGGAUAACGGGAUCCUGCAGCAUCUCUACACAACUAUGGUGGGCGACGACUGGGACGUCCUGGUCGCUCACUUUCUGGGCGUGGACCACUGUGGCCACAGGUUUGGCCCGGAUCACCCAGCUAUGGCGGACAAGCUCACACAGAUGGACGGAGUCAUCAGGUCGGUGAUUGAGCGUCUGCAGAAUGACACCCUCUUGGUGGUGAUGGGAGACCACGGCAUGACCGACACUGGAGAUCACGGCGGGGAAAGCCUGAAGGAGACGGACGCUGCCCUCUUCCUUUACAGUCCAACUCCUGUGUUUCCGGACCCUCACUCACAGGAUGAACCAGAUGUGGUUCCACAGACAGACUUGGUUCCCACUCUGGCUUUACUGCUGGGGAUUCCUAUUCCAUACAGCAACGUGGGGCAGGCCCUCUUACCGCUAUUUCAUCAAGAGAAGACAGCAGGUGCAGUUGCAGGUCUCAGCCAGCUGGAGGCGCUGUGGAUCAAUGCAAAGCAGGUUAACCGCUUCCUGGAGACGUAUUCGAGCAUGGCCAGAGACAUUCCACCACAAAGACUUUCCCAGCUGAAGGACGAGUUUUCCCGCCUCUCCUCUGCUUACCUCAGCUCGCUCAGGGAGGGCCGCAGCCCGCCUCCACAGCUGGCGUCCUCUCUGCAGGCCUACCUCACAUCUGUCAGGGACACCUGCCGGGCCACCUGGGCCAGAUUCAACCCCGUCAAGAUGGCGGUAGGGUUAGCCAUCCUGGCUUUGGCCUGCCUGAUGUGUUUGGUCCUGUCUGAGCUGUCGCAGGUGCUGAUCAAAGAGAGCGGCGUGGGGCUGAAGGCUCCAACUGCUCUGGCGCUAGCGGUGGGGGUGGUGGUGGGCGCCGCUCAGCUGCUCAUGCAGGGCUACGUGGAGGGGAUUUGGUGCCUGGCAGCUGGCGCCUUCAGUUCGGAGCUCCUCUUCUUCUGGAGGGCCCGGCGACUUAACGCUGUGACGGUUUCGAAGAACGGGACAAAGGCAUCAAAGUUCUCCCGGUGGUUGACCCCGCGUCGCCUCCUCGUUGCUCCUCUCUUGAUACCUCUCCUUCGCUGCGCCUCCCUGCUAUCGGACAGCUACGUGAUCGCCGAGGGCCGGGUCGUGACCUUCCUGGUGUUCUCCCUGGUUCUGUAUAUUCCCAUUCAGCUGAACUGGAACGGUCGGCUUCUGCCUCCGAGCCCCGACCCGCUAAAGUCUGCCGGACUGCUGCCUCCUUCUGCUCUGUCCCCGUCAACGGUCCGGAAGGAAAGCGCCACCCUUCUAGGCUGUGUGGGACUACUCAUCUGCACCCUGUACCUCUCCCUGUCGUUCCAUGGGUGCAGAGAGGAGCAGGGCUCCUGCCAGCCUUCAUCCUUCCUCUACCCCCUCUCCAGAAUGCAGGACAACCAGCUAAAGAACCUGCACUACGUCCUGUCCGUCAUCUCUCUCGGCAUUUUCACCUAUCUGCUGAGGCGCUUCCUGUGCCACUACGGUAACCUGAACUCCUCCGGCGGGACGGUGUUCACCGCCCGCUGGAUCCUCCCGCUGCUGUCCGUGUGCUUGGGGCUCCACUGGGCUGUGAGCGCCACGUCAGAGGACAGCUUUAGGAAUCUGGCCGAGCUGAUCCGCGUGGCGCAGCUGGCCCUCCCCAGGGCCGCCUUUUGCCUCUUAGGGCUGGGGCUGUCCCUCAUCUGGUUGGACCCCAUCACCGUGUUUGUGAAAACCCGAGCCGCCGCCUCCUCCCGAGCGCCCGCUCUGCCUACGCCCCGUUACCGAGCCAGCACCGGCAUCAGCCCCCAGGCCGAGCUGCACCACCUCAUCCCCCAGAUCUACCAGCACAUGCGCCGCUCGCUGGAUGACGGCGAGCUGAGCGGAGCCACCGAGGCGCCCAACAGACCCACGGUGGAGGCGUACGGCCUGGGGACGGUGUACUCUGCCCCUCUGCUGCUGUUCUGCGGCCUGCUGGGAGUGGGACUUCUGCUGCUGCACCCAGAGGGCAUGGCAGCAUCUUUCCUCCUGCUGCUUUUAGAAAUGGCAGCUCUGCUGCACAUCCAUGCCUCCUCCAGCACGCUGUGUGGCCUGCAGGGAACUUACUCUGGUGGGUUUCAUGUGCCCUGGACUCCGGUGGUGUUGUGGUCCCUGGCAGCCACCCAGUUCUUCCACGCCACUGGUCACCUGCCCACUUUCCCCUCCAUCCAGUGGGGUGCUGCCUUUGUGGGAUUCCCCGACGGCCACACAGGCACUCUGUUACCUGCCUCACUAGUUACUCUCAACACUUUUGCCUCACACAUCUUAUUUGCAGUGGGGUGUCCUCUGCUGCUGUUUUGGCCUCUGGUGUGUGAAGUGAGGGGGAGCAGUGGGGGCAGAGCUUGUGGAGAAGAAGUGGGCGACGCUGUGAUGGAGAUGAGGCUCAGAGAAAACCCUCAUCAGUUCAGCUCCUCACUCCUGCAGCUCUCUGCACGCUACCUCUUUAUUCACGGAGCACAGGUCUUUUCCUCAGUCUGCGCUGCAGCUAUCCUCAGGAGGCAUCUAAUGGUCUGGAAGGUUUUUGCACCCAAGUUAAUGUUCGAGGUGUCUGGGUUCUUGAUGAGCAGCAUGUUCCUGCUGAUCGGAGUCAUGUUAGUGCUGAGGGUGGACGGAGCUGUGGCUCGAUGGUUUAAAAACCUCGUUCCAGACGCGUCCAGGUAACCUCUGAGGCGCCGUGCACACGGGGGAAAACGCUGACAUUUCCACUCAAACUGUGCCACAGAACAAGAGACAACACCGAGAGGCUUUUGGAUCAUUCGAUCUGACCAAGAAAAGAGAUUUUUUUAAUAUUUAACGGUGGAUUCAACGUUCUGUGCUUUGCAUGAAUGUGAACGACCAUUUUCUGGACGAUUUUUUCUAACUUAUGAAAGAAGCCUCUGGAGCCAGUCUCUGCUAAGGAACAAAAACACUUCGUCUUGACGCAGAAUGCCAUUGAAACCGACAUAAAUGGAUUUAAACUUCUGAUCUCGUUUACAAACACUUCUCCUGCCCAAAGUCAAGUAAACCUGUUUAAAUAAGAUUUUUUUUUCCAUUUUUUUUUUUUAAAUAAAUGAUGCAAAACACCAGUGGAAUAAAACAAAGUCUGUCACAGAAAAUUACCUUUUCACUAAAGUCCACUUUCGAAUUUAAAAAUGCAUCUUCAAAAUGCAUUACAUCUUUAAGUCUUGUAAAAAGUUUUUAAAUCUAUUUUUUAAACGUUUUUCUUCAUCAGAAUAACCAGCAUGUCUGGUUAAUCUCUUUAUGCUAUUGUACGGUUCAUAAUGUAGAGUAACAACGUCUUCAUGAUCCGUUUUAUAGGAAUUGGAUGUUUUUAUAUCUCUAACUUUUCAAAAAGAAAACCCACUUUUUCCAAAAUAGGUGCCUAACUUUAAUGAAUGCCUUUUUUUUUUCUUCUUUGUGAUCUAAUAAGGUGCUUUCAGGAAGUCUGUCAGAUGAUGUGUAUCUGCAGGACAUGUGAGUGGUUAUCUGGAAAAAAGAUCUGUUACUUCAGCUGCUCAACCUCAUUAGCUAAUGCACACUAUGGAGGGAUGUAAAGCUCAGGUUGCCAUUCCUCAGGCUGCUGUAUGGGAAUGAUCGAGGGCGUGGGGUGAUGUUUGGUUUGGUGUUCUGAUGGAACGGUGGGGCUUUUUUAAUGUUUUGAAAUCACAUGAAAUAAAAUGAACUGUUAAAUUAAUGAUUUUUCAUUCUGUGGAAAUAAAAGUAUUUUUUUUACCUGUC